Molecule: messenger RNA, 702 nt
Organism: Pelecanus crispus (Dalmatian pelican)
Lineage: Eukaryota; Metazoa; Chordata; Aves; Pelecaniformes; Pelecanidae
Source: RefSeq, a predicted model, not a curated record
AUGCCAGAUGCUGCUGCUCACCUGCCCUUUUACUACGGCAGCAUUGCCAGGUCAGAAGCAGAGGAGUACCUCAAGCUGGCGGGGAUGUCGGAUGGCCUGUUCCUGCUGCGGCAAUGCCUGCGCAGUCUGGGGGGGUACGUCCUCUCCAUGGUCUGCAACCUGCAGUUUUACCAUUACGCCAUCGAGCGCCAGAUGAACGGUACCUACGCCAUCGCGGGAGGCAAAGCGCACUGCGGGCCGGAGGAGCUCUGUGAGUUUUACUCAAAGGAUGCCGAUGGGCUCUGCUGCACCCUCCGCAAGCCCUGCAACCGCCCCAGUGGUGUGGAGCCCCAACCCGGUGUCUUCGACAGCAUGAGGGACAAUAUGGUGCGCGAAUAUGUCCGGCAGACGUGGAAGCUAGAGGGCGAUGCACUCGAACAGGCCAUCAUAAGCCAGGCUCCACAGGUGGAGAAGCUCAUCGCCACCACAGCCCAUGAGAGGAUGCCCUGGUACCAUGGCAACAUCCCCCGGGAUGAAGCUGAGCGGAGGCUCUACUCUGGGGCACAACCUGAUGGGAAAUUCCUGCUGAGAGAAAGGAAGGAGAACGGUGCCUAUGCUCUCUCCCUCAUCUAUGGCAAAACAGUGUAUCACUAUCGGAUAGACCAGGACAAGUCUGGCAAGUACUCCAUCCCCGAGGGGACCAAGUUCGACACGCUCUGGCAG